Molecule: messenger RNA, 3191 nt
Organism: Corylus avellana
Lineage: Eukaryota; Viridiplantae; Streptophyta; Magnoliopsida; Fagales; Betulaceae
Source: RefSeq, a predicted model, not a curated record
GUUGCUGUCGAGGCUCUGUUCCUUCGGGCAUCAACCCAUUUGAUCUUUCAAAAACCCCACCAAUCUAAACAAAUAAACAGAGAAUUCCACACUCUAUAACAGAGUUUCUUCUUCUUCCUUCCUUUUUCACUUUGAACAAGAAAACCCCAUCUCUCUCUGUUUCUUUGUUGCAGAUAAUUAAUUAACCAUGAUUAAGGGGAAGGAUAUUUACGAAGUUUUUGCAGCCAUUGUGCCUUUAUACGUUGCUAUGCUAUUAGCUUAUGGCUCCGUCCGGUGGUGGAAAAUCUUCACGCCGGACCAGUGCUCCGGCAUCAACCGCUUCGUCGCAGUCUUUGCCGUUCCCUUACUUUCCUUCCAUUUCAUCUCUUCCAACGACCCUUACGCCAUGAACUACCGCUUCAUCGCUGCCGACUCCCUCCAAAAAAUCGUCGUUCUUUCCGCUCUCUUUCUCUGGCAAGCCUUCAGCAAAAACGGCAAUCUUGAGUGGCUCAUCACUCUCUUCUCACUCUCCACCCUCCCCAACACUCUCGUCAUGGGCAUCCCCCUCUUGAAGGCCAUGUACGGGGAUUUCUCCGGCGAUCUAAUGGUGCAAAUUGUGGUCUUGCAGAGCAUUAUUUGGUAUACUCUUAUGCUCUUCCUGUUUGAGUUCAGAGGUGCAAAGCUCCUCAUUUCCGAGCAGUUCCCGGAGACCGCGGGCUCGAUCACCUCCUUCAAGGUCGAGUCGGAUGUCGUGUCGCUGAACGGCCGCGAGUCGUUACAGGCGGAUGCCGAGAUUGGUGAGGAUGGAAAGCUUCAUGUGGUGGUGAGAAGAUCAGCUACAUCAUCUGUGGUUUCUUCUUUCAACAAGUCCCAUGGACUCAAUUCUUUAACCUCCAUGACCCCGCGAGCGUCGAAUCUCACCGGCGUAGAGAUCUAUUCGGUACAAUCUUCGCGAGAGCCGACACCGAGGGCUUCGAGCUUUAACCAGACGGAUUUCUAUGCCAUGUUUGCCAGCAAGGCACCCAGUCCAAAACAUGGAUACACAAAUAGCUUCCAAGGGGGUUUAGGGGAUGUUUACUCAUUACAGUCUUCAAAAGGGGCAACACCAAGGGCUUCAAAUUUUGAUGAGGAGAUGUUUAAGAAUGGGAAGAAAAGGGGAGGGAGGAGUAUGAGCGGUGAGCUCUUUAACGGCGGUUUAGUUCCGUCUUACCCGCCCCCAAACCCGUUGUUUUCCGGGUCUACUAGCAGCGGCGGUCCAAAGAAGAAGGAUAGUGGUGGUGGUGGUGGUGCAAUGCCUAACAAGGAGCUUCACAUGUUUGUUUGGAGCUCAAGUGCAUCUCCAGUAUCUGAAGUGAAUCUGAGACAUGCAGUUAAUAGAGCUGCCUCCACUGACUUUGAUCCUUCCAAGGCUGCUCUUCAACAUGAAACUAACGCAUCAAGAGGUAUGAAUGAUUUAGGUGAAAGUAUGAGUCCAGCAAGGAAAAUGAGUGGUGAAGAAAUAGAGGAAGGAUUGAAGUUCCCCACAAGUGGGUCUCCUUACACAUGCCAGAAAAAGGUGGAGGUGGAAGAAGUGGAUGGAGCAAAGAAACACCAAAUGCCUCCAGCAAGUGUCAUGACUAGGCUUGUGCUCAUCAUGGUUUGGAGGAAGCUUAUAAGAAACCCUAACACCUACUCAAGCCUUUUAGGCCUUACGUGGUCCCUCAUUUCAUUCAGAUAUCACAUCCAAAUGCCGUCCAUCAUAAAAGGAUCCAUUUCGAUACUAUCCGACGCGGGAUUAGGAAUGGCUAUGUUCAGUCUAGGUUUGUUCAUGGCUUUACAACCGAAGCUCAUUGCCUGUGGAAAAUCCGUGGCAACGUUUUCAAUGGCUGUGAGGUUCUUGACUGGCCCAGCAGUAAUUGCUGCAACCUCCAUUGCUGUCGGUCUUCGUGGUAUUCUUUUGCAUGUUGCAAUUGUUCAGGCUGCUCUUCCCCAAGGGAUCGUCCCCUUCGUAUUCGCCAAGGAGUACAAUGUUCACGCGAACGUACUUAGCACUGCAGUUAUUUUCGGGAUGCUUGUUGCGUUGCCCAUAACAAUCCUCUACUAUAUACUUCUGGGCCUAUAUUUAUGGGAUGAAUUAGUUGGUAGAUAUGUGAUUGAGGAUGAGGGUACUAAGAAAUUUGCUGCAAGCAAUUUCUUACAUUUUCAAAUGACUGAUGAAAAGAGUAUGAAUGAUUUAGGUGAAAGUAUGAGUCCAGCAAGGAAAAUGAGUGGUGAAGAAAUAGAGGAAGGAUUGAAGUUCCCCACAAGUGGGUCUCCUUACACAUGCCAGAAAAAGGUGGAGGUGGAAGAAGUGGAUGGAGCAAAGAAACACCAAAUGCCUCCAGCAAGUGUCAUGACUAGGCUUGUGCUCAUCAUGGUUUGGAGGAAGCUUAUAAGAAACCCUAACACCUACUCAAGCCUUUUAGGCCUUACGUGGUCCCUCAUUUCAUUCAGAUAUCACAUCCAAAUGCCGUCCAUCAUAAAAGGAUCCAUUUCGAUACUAUCCGACGCGGGAUUAGGAAUGGCUAUGUUCAGUCUAGGUUUGUUCAUGGCUUUACAACCGAAGCUCAUUGCCUGUGGAAAAUCCGUGGCAACGUUUUCAAUGGCUGUGAGGUUCUUGACUGGCCCAGCAGUAAUUGCUGCAACCUCCAUUGCUGUCGGUCUUCGUGGUAUUCUUUUGCAUGUUGCAAUUGUUCAGGCUGCUCUUCCCCAAGGGAUCGUCCCCUUCGUAUUCGCCAAGGAGUACAAUGUUCACGCGAACGUACUUAGCACUGCAGUUAUUUUCGGGAUGCUUGUUGCGUUGCCCAUAACAAUCCUCUACUAUAUACUUCUGGGCCUGUAAUAACAGAUGUACGUGCACAACAGAUGGAGGCAAGGGAAAGCAUCUGCAUGCAUGUAAAAAUCCAAAUCAGGCUGAGGUGGAUGGGAAAAUUAGAAGAAUGCCAUUGGAUUCAGUGCGUAUAACAAAUAGAUCUCCAUUGUAUUUUAAUCUUUUAGGUCUUCUUUUGUCGUUAUUAAUGUUGUUGUGUUUUUUUUAUUUACUUGGGUAUUUUUCGGGUUAAGUAUACAGUUAAUUAGUUAGCAUAGAGUAAUUAAUAUAGAACAGACCAUGUGCAAUGUACAAUGGUUGAAUUUUUUUUAUUUGUAUUUGGGUUUUUGCUAGCUACACCAAUAUCAAAGAAACUCUUUGCUUU